UGCAGGAAAACCCUGGCGGAAUCGCAGGACUCCGACCUCUCCCUCGUGCCGCCUUGGUUCCGUUGAACCCCUCAAUUCUUCCCAGUUUUACCUUCUAAGGGAGAGGUUUGUGAUGUGGCUGUUCCUGGACGGACCCAAAGCGUUCCCAGGGGCCUGAUCCGGAGCCGCUCGAGGCAGGACACCACGGUGAGGGUCCUGCUGCCACCUGCUCCAAUGGAGCAGCCGCCCGAGCGGGAAGGGACGAUCCUGGCCCCUUCCAGCGGUGAAGGGACCUGCCAGCUCCCCAAGGAGGCCGUCAGUGGGGAAGAAAUGCCAGCUGGCAGCCGGGAUAGCCCGGCACUGGAUGGGCAAACUGCCAUGCCACGCGGCGGGGAGGCGGACGUGCCUUCCAGCCCUGGCGUGGGGCAGCCAGGCUGUGCCUCACAUCUCCCCUCCGAUGAGCAUCCGAGGGAAGAUGCUCGGGAGAAGCAGCCCGCGGAGGGUGGGGGGUCCCUGCCAGGUGCCCCUGUGCCCAGCCUGGAUGCCAGGGCGGUGGGGUUACCGGCUGAGCCCCCCCAAACCCGAACCCCCAGUCGGGACGCGGAGGCAGAUUUUUAUUGCGUGAAGUGGAUUACCUGGAAAGGCGAGCGGACGCCUGUCAUCAUGCAGAGCGAGAACGGGCCCUGCCCGCUCCUGGCCAUCAUGAACAUCCUCUUCUUGCAGUGGAAGGUGAAGCUGCCCCCGCAGAAGGAGGUGAUCACAGCUGAGGAGCUGAUGGCACAUUUGGGGGAUUGCAUCUUGUCCACCCAACCCCGGGAGCCGUCGGAGGGGCUGCAGCUCAACUUCCAGCAGAACAUCAAUGACACCAUGACGGUCCUCCCCAAGCUCUCGACAGGGUUGGAUGUCAACGUGCGGUUCACGGGUGUCUCGGACUUUGAGUACACGCCCGAGUGCAUUGUUUUCGACCUCCUCAACAUCCCACUCUACCACGGCUGGCUGGUGGACCCCCAGAGCCCGGAGGUGAUGCAAGCUGUGGGCAAGCUGAGCUACAACCAACUGGUGGAGAAGAUCAUCACCUGCAAACAGGCCAGCGACUCCAGCCUGGUGAGCGAAGGGCUGGUGGCAGAACAGUUCCUGGAGUCCACGGCCUCCCAAUUGACCUACCAUGGGCUUUGCGAGCUUACCACCACCGUCAGGGAGGGCGAGCUCAGCGUCUUCUUCCGCAACAACCACUUCAGCACCAUGAUAAAGCACAAGGGCCACCUCUACCUGCUGGUGACGGACCAGGGCUUCCUGCAGGAGGAGAGGGUGGUCUGGGAGAGCCUCCACAAUGUGGAUGGAGACAGCUGCUUCUGCGACACUGAUUUUCAUCUCAGCCACACUCCGGGUAAGGAGGGGGCCACUGCAGCCCCCCUGGACCACCGGCUCCAGCAGAGACAAGUGGACCAGGAUUACAUGAUUGCCCUGUCCCUGCAGCAGCAGCAGGGACAGGACCCGUCUGUGCUCAGUGACCUGGAGCUCGCCCACCAGCUGCAGCAGGAAGAGUAUCAUCAUCAUCAUCAUCAUCAGCAGCAGCGGCAGCAGCAGGUCCCAGUGCAGGGCCGUGCGCAGCUGGGCAGCCGGCCAGCUGGAGAACGGAGACAGCGGCAGAAGCCAGACUUGGACUGCACCCUCCUAUAGCACCCGGGGCCCGGCUCCCCAUGGGGGGGCACCCGUGGGGGCCCUGCCUCAUCCCCGCUGUGGCCCCCACCCCGGAUCCCGGCCAGGCUGGGGCGUGUGGUGGGGUCCCUGCAGCCGGAGCCCCCCGACUCCUCACUCUCAUCUGUCCUCCAGGGAGAUCUCACAGGGGUCCCUGGGGACACGAGUGGGGGGGACACACACGCACGAGGGGGUAUCCUUCCUUCUUCCCCACUGCCGGGACCACCCAAAUCUUUCCAGUGGCCUUAACACAUGGGGGGGCCCACCCGGGGGCGUCCCACCGGUCCCUGCUCUGAGA
Molecule: messenger RNA, 1975 nt
Organism: Haliaeetus leucocephalus (bald eagle)
Lineage: Eukaryota; Metazoa; Chordata; Aves; Accipitriformes; Accipitridae
Gene: MINDY1
Product: family with sequence similarity 63, member A
Exons: 10
Coding region: 214-1659 (481 amino acids)
Biological process (GO): protein K48-linked deubiquitination
Cellular component (GO): cell periphery; cytosol
Molecular function (GO): cysteine-type deubiquitinase activity; K48-linked deubiquitinase activity; cysteine-type carboxypeptidase activity
Source: RefSeq, a predicted model, not a curated record